Molecule: messenger RNA, 1457 nt
Organism: Ilyonectria robusta
Lineage: Eukaryota; Fungi; Ascomycota; Sordariomycetes; Hypocreales; Nectriaceae
Product: programmed cell death protein 2
Exons: 2
Coding region: 107-1306 (399 amino acids)
Biological process (GO): maturation of SSU-rRNA
Cellular component (GO): cytoplasm
Source: RefSeq, a predicted model, not a curated record
UCCAGGUUUCUUAUCGGCGCGCUAAGCCCCGCAUCAACGUCAACCCCAAAGGAAAAAAAUCUCGACCCCACCAUCACUUUCAGCAACCCUAUACCCAGACUCAAUUAUGGCUUCUUACGAUUCCGACUCCUCGGACGGCGAGUUUGAGGAGACGAAUGUCCUCUUGGGAUAUGCAUCGAAGGAUGCGGACGAAGAUACCAUUAGCCGCCUUGGAGGAUGUCCUGACUGGCUGGACCCCGAGAACGCCCCCAGCGCGGCAUAUGCCAGGUGUAAGGUUUGCAAGGACUUGAUGGUCCUGCUACUACAACUUAACGGCGAGCUCCCGGAGCGAUUCCCUGAACAUGAUCGACGCCUAUAUGUCUUUGCGUGCCGGCGACAGACCUGUCGGCGCAGGGAGGGCAGCGUUCGGGCCCUGCGCGGGGUGAGGGUGUGGAAGGAGGAGGAUCUCAAGCAGGAGCUCAAGGAGGAGAAGAAGGAGGAGGAGCCGAAGCCCAAGAACGAUGGCCCUGGCCUGGGCGAGGCGCUCUUCGGAGCAAAGGGUCUUGGUGGAGGCGCGAAUCCCUUCGCCAGCAACGCCAACCCGUUCAGCUCCUCGAGCAGCUCUAGCAACCCGUUCAGCUCAGGGGCUUCGUCCAACCCCUUCUCCUCCCAACCGGCCAAGCCCGCUCCCAUCGCCGUCGACACCGACGCUGCUGCGACCGCCCUCCCCAAGACCUUCGCCGAGACACUCUCUAUCAACGCACCGCCUGCUGUCCCGCCACCCCCGGCCGAGCCCUGGCCCGAGACGCAGCCCGACGCCUAUCCGACGCUGUACCUUGCUGACGCUGACUUCGAGACGCUCGACUCUACGCCCGUCAAGGUGCCGGACAACGCCCGGAUGGAGGACGCCGACGCGGCGGAGCCGUCCAUCCUGGACCGCGAGGCCUUCGAAUCCGCCAUGGACGCCACCUUCCAGAAGUUCGCCGACCGGCUGGCCCAGAACCCGGACCAGGUCAUCCGCUACGAGUUCGCCGGCGCGCCGCUGCUGUACUCCAAGAAGGACAAGGUCGGCGAGGUCAUCAACAAGGGCACAAUUCCACGGUGCGGCGCCUGCGGUGCGCGGAGGGUGUUCGAGGUCCAGCUGAUGCCCAACGCCAUCGCUGAGCUGGAGGCCGACGACCUGAGCCUCGACGGCAUGGAGUGGGGGACGAUUGUUGUGGGCGUGUGCGAGAAGGAUUGCUCGCCGCGGAGCACAGAGCUGGGCAAGGUGGGAUAUAUCGAGGAGUGGGCUGGUGUGCAAUGGGAGGAGUUGACCAAGCGAAAGUAGAUAAUGUUGGUUCGUUCAAAGGUACAUAGACGUAGACGUGUUGGUUACAUGGCGGAAGGAAAAGCAAUGCAAUUUCACAUGAUCACCUUUGACGCAUGGUUCAUAUCUACCAGGUAUUUCACAAUGUGCACAAAUCGUGUACGGUUUCAAG